This is a messenger RNA of Arachis ipaensis, 1221 nucleotides long. RefSeq names its product putative NAD(P)H dehydrogenase (quinone) FQR1-like 1. Gene Ontology annotation, molecular function: NAD(P)H dehydrogenase (quinone) activity; FMN binding. The record is from RefSeq and is a predicted model, not a curated record. NCBI's taxonomy places the organism in Eukaryota, Viridiplantae, Streptophyta, Magnoliopsida, Fabales, Fabaceae. Gene Ontology annotation, cellular component: membrane.
UAAAUUUUCAAGAAGGUAAGGCAUGGGAGCCAACCAAUGGCAAUUAUUUUCUAAUUAAGUCUUCUUAUUAUCUUAAUAGUUUGUAACAGCUCAUAAGUGUAGUCAAAUCCAAGCUGCUGUUUCUUCUUCUUCACAUUAUUAGCGCUAUUAUUUUUCCAUCUAUACUCUUAAAUCUUAAUUCAUACCUAUCAUACACUUUAUUUUCUUGUUCUGCAAGUAAUUACACAAUCAAUGGGGAAAGGAAAUGGUUGCAUACCGAGCAAGUCCAAGAAGGUACCGGUGCCGGUUUCCGAGCCGGAAAAUAUCCAAGAACCGGUUAGCGGCGUGGACGAGAGAGCGAUCGCGACUACUAGUACGAGCCGAGAAGUGGCGCCACCGGCGAGAGAAGCAAACAAGAAUCUGAAAGUGUUCAUUGUUUUCUACUCAAUGUACGGUCACGUGGAAUCACUGGCGAGAUCGAUGAAGAAAGGAGUUGAAACCAUUGAAGGAGUUGAAGGAGUGUUGUACAGAGUGACGGAGACGCUUCCAAAGGAGGUUCUGGAAGCGAUGCAGGCGCCGGAGAAGGAUGACGCGGUGCCGCUGAUAACGGCGGAGAAGCUGGUGGAGGCGGAUGGGUUGCUGUUUGGGUUUCCGACUCGGUUUGGGAGCAUGGCGGCGCAGAUGAAAGGCUUCUUUGAUUCCACGGGGCAGUUGUGGAAGGAGCAGAAGCUUGCCGGUGUUCCUGCCGGAUUCUUUGUCAGCACCGGCACUCAGGGUGGCGGCCAAGAAACCACCGCUUGGACAGCAAUAACACAGUUAGUCCACCAUGGAAUGCUCUAUGUUCCAAUUGGUUAUACCUUUGGUGCUGGAAUGUUUGGAAUGGAUUCCAUCAAAGGAGGAACACCUUAUGGUGCUGGAACUUUUGCUGGUGAUGGUUCAAGGCAAGCAAGUGAAACAGAGUUAGCCACUGCUGAGUAUCAAGGCAAGUACAUGGCCACAAUUGUCAAGAAAUUAGCCAACAAGGAUUAGAUUCUAUGUUGCUCAUUUCAAUAAUGAUUAUAAACCAGCAUUAUUAUUCUCAAAAUAUCUUCCAUUCAAUGUUUUUGUGUCUAUAUUCAAAUGUUGAGUUUGUUAUUAGUCAUAAUGGUUAGGAACCUUAGCUUGUUCUUCACUGUCUUCAUUCCAAGAAAAAAUGUAUGUUGUACUUUGUGAUUAUUUGUUAUUUAUUACAUUUAUAUGACA